AUGCCAGGAAUCACCACAUUCAUAAGCGUCGGCGCAACACUGAUUACUCUCGUUCUCGCGUCGAGCUCAGGAUGCUCAAAGGCUCUCCCAUCAAACCUGACCCCCGGCGGCACAACUCAGGUUCUUACAAUAUCAUCCAAAUCCGUCAUCGGCAAGACCACACAGCGUGAAUAUCGUGUCCACCUCCCAUCCACCUUUUCCGCAAAAAACAAUGCCGCGGCGCCACUUAUCAUCGCGCUCCACGGACAGUUACAACCAGCGCGCUCAAUGGAAGCCAUCACCGGCCUAUCAACCCCAGCGUUCAACAAAAACGCCAUCGUAGUCUAUCCUGAGGGUCUGAACCAACAAUGGCUCAGCGACCCCUCAGCUCCUCCAUCGUCCGUCCUCGACGACCGGAUCUUCAUCACCGAGAUCCUCAACAGCGUGUCAUCCACACUCUGCAUCGAUGAGUCGCGAAUCUACGCCGCGGGUCUCUCCAACGGCGGCGGACUAACCGGGCUUCUCGCCUGCGAUCCCGUGCUGAACAAACGCUUCGCCGCGUAUGCCGGUGUCGCAGCGGCCAUGUACCCUGAUUCCACUCUCACGGAGCCGCUCUUCGUCGCGGGCUGCAAUCCCCAACUUUCAGGCCGCAAGCUGCCGAUCAUGGAACUCCACGGCUUGAAUGAUUCGGUGAUCGCGUACGGUGGCAAUAACAGCCCGAGUCCAAACUCCCUACCCCUGCCAACGUGGAUCAACGCCUGGGUUAGUCGGAAUGGCUGCUCAAGUACGCAACCCAGUGUAUUGACUCUCGAGGGCGGUGAUGUGACGGAAAGCCGGUGGAGCUGUGGCGGCGCGAAGGAUGUCGUUGUUCACAGGCAGAUUAAGGACUUUGGACAUGGGUGGCCGUCGACGAGCGCGCAGGGAGAGCCAUUUGAGACUCUGAGGCUGGGGCCGACGACGUGGAAUGCUUCGAGUUUGGUGGUGGACUGGUUCAAUAAGUGGACGUUGAAGGUUUGA
Messenger RNA from Dothidotthia symphoricarpi CBS 119687, 996 nucleotides. RefSeq names its product carbohydrate esterase family 1 protein. NCBI's taxonomy places the organism in Eukaryota, Fungi, Ascomycota, Dothideomycetes, Pleosporales, Dothidotthiaceae. Bases 1 to 996 code for a protein of 331 amino acids. Gene Ontology annotation, cellular component: extracellular region. The transcript is spliced from 2 exons. The record is from RefSeq and is a predicted model, not a curated record. Gene Ontology annotation, molecular function: feruloyl esterase activity.